Molecule: messenger RNA, 4705 nt
Organism: Schistosoma bovis
Lineage: Eukaryota; Metazoa; Platyhelminthes; Trematoda; Strigeidida; Schistosomatidae
Source: the annotation of a GenBank genome assembly
UUAUGUCUUCUAUUCUCAUUGUUUUAUUCAUGAACGCUCAUCAUAUCAGUUUAUUUUUGUACACCUCUAUGACCUUUAAUUAUUAUGACAAAAACAUUUGAAUCAUCUUAUUAUAAUCACUAAAUCUAUUGUUAUUGUUAUUAUUCAUAUUACGGAGUCUGAGAUUAUCAGUGUGCGUCAACAUAUACAAUCGAGAUGUACAUGUAAAAUCUAAACUACGGUUUGGAUGUUGGUGAAUAGCCUGCGAUUGGAUAAGACACGCGCCUAUGCCCGUCGAAAUCAAAACAAGUAAUCGGGCAAAUAGCGGUUCUAUAAUUCAUCAUAAAUUUAUAUGUAAAUCGUUACCUAAACAACUAUUACCACCCGGCUAUUCAACCAAUAAUUGUUCAAUCAAUCAAAUCUAAAUAACAAUAAUAAAGUUGGUAAAAGAUGAGGGAAAAUUAUCAGUCACAACAAAUUAACGUUAUUCUAUCCUGACUGGACAGAACACAAACAAAAGGAGGGGCAAAUCAAGUGUCAAGUAAAACAACAAAGCUUAAUUCAUAAAGAAUAACAAUGCCUCAGUCCUCUACGAGUCCGUGAAGCUGCUCGCGUUCAUGUGUGCAUAUACUCAACUUCUACUAAAAGAUAAUUGUUUUAUACUAUCUCUGUAUUCCGUUGCUUUAGUAUAUUUUAUGAAGUAUUACGCGUGCACAACCACCCCUAACCUCGAUGGCCAGAAACCGUUGUAGUGGCAAGAAUACUCAUAACCGUAUCGGUCCAACAAAAAGCGAGAGCAAUAAAACUAAUCUUUCUAUACACACCCGUUUUAAAGUUAUUGGAAAUAUGGAACGACCUCAGAACAAUUUGAAAUUCCGUGACCUUCAGUUUGCUUCAUCAUGAGUGAAAGAUACAGCUUCUCCUUAACUACAUUCAGCCCAUCCGGAAAGCUUGUUCAGAUCGAAUAUGCAUUGAAAGCAGUUGAAGCUGGAGCUCCGUCUGUUGGUAUACGUGCCGCAAAUGGGGUUGUACUUGCUGCAGUAAAAAAGUUCACUUCAAAACUUAUGGACGAGUCAACAGUGACAAAAAUUGAACAAGUGACGGGUGGGAUAGGGAUGGUUUACAGUGGUCUGUCACCAGAUUAUCGUGUAUUGGUUAAACAGGCCAGAAAGUCGUCCCAGGCAUAUCAGCUGGCGUAUGGUGAACCUAUAUCUCCGGAACAAUUGGUUAUCCGAAUAGCUGCUGUUAUGCAAGAAUAUACACAAUCCGGAGGUGUUCGCCCAUUUGGUGUCUCCCUAUUAGUUGCAGGAUGGGAUCGAGAUUUGCAACGACCGUUUCUUUACCAAUGUGAUCCUUCUGGUACGUAUUUCCCUUGGAAGGCUACUGCAUUAGGACAGAAUUCACAAAAUGGCAAGUCCUUUUUGGAAAAACGAUAUAAUGAAAAUUUAGAACUGGAGGAUGCUACACAUGCGGCCAUAUUAACCUUAAAAGAGAGUUUUGAAGGUCAAAUGACUGAAAGUAAUAUUGAAGUUGGUGUAUGCAAUGAAAAUGGUUUUCGAAUUUUAACAUCAGAUGAAGUGAAAGAUUAUUUAGCAGCUAUACCAUAAUAAUUUUUAAAAAACGUUUUGUCAAAUAAAACCAUUUCAAGUUAAUUUUCUACAAAUAAUGAGUUUUUCCUGAUUGUACAUGCUUCUUUAAUUUCGUAUUAAAUUAUUUGUACACAUUGGUGAUAGUAGUAGUAGUAGCGGUGCACUUUAAUCAAUUUCAUUACAUAAAAGAUUGAAGCGAGCUGUGACAAGCUACAGUAAAUGUCAACAUCACAUCUUACUCUUAUCUCCAUGACCUUUAUAGAUAUUGAUGUGUAAUUAUAACGGUAAACUGUAUAGAUGUAAUCCUCUCUCAUAAUUACAUAAAUUUACACUGCUUAGGCUGAUAUGUAUUCACUGAAUCUUACGCUGUAAUAGUGACUGAAUGAAUAUGACAAUCUGCACCCGGACCAUUGCUGCUACCUUGGCGUGGUGGUCGCGUUUGCCUAUCGUAACGAACUAAUCGAGCUAUACUGGCUGGAACAAUUGUCCCUCAAAGUCUCACCAUGCCAGAUAGGUCGGUUGAAGAGCGGUAAGACUAAAAGCAACAAACCCAAGAUCCGAAGGCGAAGUCGUACUGCUGACUGUACAGAGGUGUGACGGCAGUAAGUUGUUUCCUUCAGAUAACCGGCAUAACAGUGGUUCUGCCUCCCCACAAGGAAGGGUGGGGUUAGAAAAGGUCGAUCAUAAGAAUGCACACAUUGUUUUAUCCCACGAAUAUCCAUCACCGGCGGUACGGUCCCAAAACGUAUGGAGCUAACACAGAAAUUACCCAUAAAAAGGUCGUGUGCGACCGACCUCAAGCAGUUGUCCCUUGGGCACUGCGGUCACGCUCUCAGGUCACUAAGACCACCUCUGAUCCAAUUUCCUUUUCAGGUACCUCUAGGGGAAGCCUUUCACGGUGUGGGCAACCGGGAAGUGAUAACCGCCCCCAUACAUCUAACAGCACUCAAGACCACUGUAUUCACAAUCAACCCACUUCAAUACCUAUUAUUCCUGUUACAUCUACUUUCAACACUAAACUUCCUCUUUUGGCUUCCUCCUCAAGUGUCACCAUAGCCAACAAUUCUAAUGCGCGAACACUGUCCCAGGUCUACUGAAACCUCGCUGCAAACUACACAUUGGAGUCUUCAACAUACACACCCUAUGUCAAAUCGACCAGUUGGCCUCCUUAGCUGAGACUCUAGAAUCUCGUACCAUUGAUGUAUGCUGUGUCUCCGAAACGCGUACAGGAUCCUAGUGUAAUCAGUCACUUGACCUCGCCUUGCCAAACGGAGAGCCGACAAGAUACACCCUUCGUGUGUCUGGCGACCCGAUGGCUAGUUCUCGUGGACUGGCAGGUGUAUGCAUAGCACUAAGUACGAGGGCAGAAUAAACACAAUAGAAUAAAUCCCCGUUAACAGUCGCCUAUGUGUUGUUCGGCUAAACAGCUUCAUAGAAACUCGGGAGGAUAAGGACACACGUCGUUUGUGCCUACGCUCCCAUUGACUGCAAGCCGGAUGAAGUGGAAGAUGACUCACAGAAAGCUCUCUGAACUUCUUCAUAAAGCUAAACGCUCGAAUAUAGUACUCGUAACAGGUGACAUUAUUGCUCAAGUAGGUAGCUUAAACUAAACAGAACGACAUUUAAGUGGGUAUUUUAGUAUUCCGGCGCAACGGACAGAUAAUGGUGACCGUCUGCUGUAACUGUGCUCACACAGUCGUUUAUUUCUAACAAGCACUAAUUUUAAUCGUGAGACAGUCUAAGAUAGAGACCUCCUGCGCUAAACCGAUGAUGGACUCGAAUAAACCAUAUUGCAAUCAGUCAUCAUUGGAGAGGUUCGGAAGAAAACUGCCGCUCAUUCUGAAGUACACAUUUAGACUCUGAUCAUGCUCUAACACGAGCACAUAUUUGCUUGCGCCUCACUGGACUCAGAAAAACUGCACUAAGACCCAUUAGAGUUGGACUCAGUGACGAGAAAGCCAGAAGUAGAUUCCAGGAACAACUGAGGUCACACUUAGGUAGUUCUGAAAACGAGGCUGACCCAGAUGUUGCUUGGAAAGAUAUAUGAACAGCAGUGACAUCUAUUAGUGAUUUAAACUAAUGGAUUUCUACCGAAUCUAUUGCAUUGAUGAAGUCUCGCGAAAUCAUCCCAUCAGGCUCUGAAAACAAUGAAGAACGAAAACAUCAGAUCAGGUUAACCAAAAGUCUAAGGAACGACUGAGCAGUGAUGGGCAACGAAAGCAAAAGAGAUGGGAAAGGGAGCGGCUGUAUGUAACACAAGGCAGCUCGUCAGACUAAUAAAAGAAACUGGAAUUAAGAAGUCAAAUGUAAGACGAUCUCGGAAAAAGACGACACUUAUCUGCUCCCAGUUCAGACGUUUAGAACGAUGAGCUGAACACUAAUGAGCAGUUCGACUGGCCUUCAGUUACUCUACAACUACCCACCGUUCCCAAAGUAUGAUGGUCCAAUUUUAGCGAUUAGGUUGACUAAUAUUUUGACUAAAAUCUGGGCGUAAUCCCAUCUAACUGGUCGCAAUCACUGACUGUCCCAAUAUAUAAAGUGGUCAAGAUUAUCCUGUGAUAAACAUGAAGGGAUUGGCUUGACUAAUAUAGCUUCUAAAAUACUGGCCUCAAUAAUUAUCGGACGCAUAACUAAGACUUAUGAACUGCAAACACGAAAAAACCAGGCUUGCUUCAGACCCGGUCGUGGCUGUAUCAAUCGCAUACUCACCAUUCGUCAGGUUUUAGAACAUAGGUAUGCUUAUUGGCGUCCGACAAUGAUAGUUUUUCCUGACAUAAAAGGAGCAUUUGACUCUGUAGAUCGAGGUCCUGUGUCUGUCAUUGAAAGGUGUAUUUCAGAAGUACGUGUACCUUGUGAAGGCUCUUUACUCGAACACUACCAGUCGAGUCGGAGCUUAUGGCGAACUGUCAUCUGAUUUCGCAACCUCAAGUGGUGUGCGACAACUGUCCAUUAUCUCCAUUUUUGUUUAAUUUCAUCAUGGACCUAUUGCUGGAAAUAACUUUCUCGUCAACUGAAUUUCCGGGCAUUGAUCUCCUACCAGGUCUAAUUAUCGACCUACAAUACGCACACGACAUAGUCCUAUUUGGUGAAGACGCUGAUAAAAUGCUGAGUCAUUUGGUAGCACUGAGCAACAAUGC